UCUCUUCCUGGAAUGAUUCACCAAGUUACACCGUCAAUGAAUGAGGGUCCUAUUCCACUGUGUUUGCCACACCAGGACAGAGAGGCAGCCAAAGAGGCGUGACACGAGGUACUCGGAUUUGAAUGAGUGGAACGAAUUUGCCUUGUAAAUCAAUUAAAGAUAUCCCCAACGUGAACUACGGCAACAAGUGGAAGAAAACAAAGCAGAUUGAAGGUCAACGUUCCGAAAAUACAACAAACAACCAAAUAUAUUGCACUACUGUCUCCACCGUCCACAGUUAACAGACACUUUGACACAAGAGCGAAGAGCCAGGGCUUCAUAUAAAUGGCUGACAAGCAAAUCAGUUUGCCUGCCAAAUUGAUCAAUGGGGGUGUUGCUGGUUUAAUUGGAGUCACCUGCGUGUUUCCCAUCGACUUGGCCAAGACUCGCUUGCAAAACCAACAAAAUGGAUCUCGCCUUUACACCAGCAUGUCAGACUGCCUUAUCAAGACCAUCCGGUCAGAAGGAUAUUUUGGGAUGUACAGAGGAGCGGCGGUGAACUUAACACUGGUCACGCCAGAGAAAGCCAUCAAAUUAGCUGCCAAUGACUUCUUCAGGCAUCACCUCUCCAAGGAUGGAAAGCUCACCCUGCUCAAAGAGAUGCUGGCCGGCUGCGGUGCAGGCACUUGCCAGGUUAUUGUCACCACUCCUAUGGAGAUGUUGAAAAUUCAGCUCCAAGAUGCUGGACGUAUCGCGGCUCAGAGGAAGCUGAUGCCAGAGUCAGUGCCAGCAGGCACCGUGGAACCCAAGUCGCCAACUGCAAUGCAGCUCACCAGACAAUUACUGAGGGAAAAGGGAAUCGCUGGAUUGUACAAGGGCCUUGGCGCCACAUUGCUCAGGGAUGUUCCAUUCUCCAUCAUCUACUUCCCUCUUUUUGCGAACCUGAACAACAUUGGAAAGCGAGGGAAAGAAGGACCCGCUCCGUUCUACGUAUCCUUCGUAUCGGGCUGCUUAGCGGGGAGCACUGCUGCCGUGGCGGUCAACCCGGUCGACGUGAUUAAAACAAGACUUCAGUCUUUGAACCGAGGGAGCACAGAGGACACGUACAGCGGUGUGACCGACUGCAUCAGGAAAAUCUUGCGUAAUGAGGGCCCAUCCGCAUUCCUGAAGGGGGCCUACUGUCGAGCCUUGGUGAUCGCCCCUCUCUUUGGCAUUGCCCAGGUGGUCUACUUCCUCGGCGUGGGCGAGUAUCUCCUCAGCUUCUUGCCUAAAAAGGACAAGUAGGAAGCACGUCUUUUUCUGCCUUUCCUGCCCCGAUCGCAUCACACCGCCGCCUGUGUGAGAAGUCAUCUCAUUCUUGCAGACCUUUAUGUUUGUAUUUUUAACAAUCAUGUAAAACAUUUUGUUCCAAAUUUGUCUCGAAUGUCCGAAUUAUGCAGGGCGGAGCCUCUGUUUGGUGCCUGUGUUGGCGCUAAUCAAUCUUGAUAUGAAGCCAUGAGCAUCAGUUUGGGUUUCUGAAGGAGGGUGAAUUUAUAAUUCCUAUAUAAUGCCGUUUUAUAUUUGAUUGUUGAAAUUUUCAAGUUCAAUUACUGCCCUUGGUCUCUGCAGUUUUUCAAGUUGCUCUUUAACUGAUUAUUUAAAGCAACGCUCCUCUCCAAAUCAACUAGACUAGUGAUGCAUUAAAAAUAGAAUAUUACAACUACCUUAAUCAUAAGCAGACAUAUCAAGAUUUUACUAACAAAACUAUUUAGGAUAUUUCUUAAUGCUUGUGACUCAGUGUACACUGCUGAAAUAUAUAAAGGGAACACUGGAUGAAUGAAAUAUUCCCCUGUAAAAUAUGUAUUUGGAUUACAUAGCAUCAUUCUUUGAUAACAAAUUAAUAACAGCGUUAUGAAACUCAAUCAUAGAUAAACGUUGAAAUGCAGCGAAGGUUCGUCGGGGUUCUUUUUCUGUUAUGUCUUUGGCCUCCAUGUGCUUGUAUCCGCUAUAAACAUGCACACGAGUGUCUUUGCUUUAAGUCACAUUCUGGAAGUGCUAUAUUGACCAGAGGCGUUCAGGUGUAUUUAUGCCUCUUGGUAUCUCGUCCACACUUUUGACUGCUGGUUACACAGCAUACCUUCUGGCCUUGGCGAUUUUGGACGUGUCAUCCUGGAUGAUAUUCACGCAUGAUAACACCACAUGCUUCUACUGAGGGCACCGAAAAUAUGUGAAACUGGGCAAAUGUCCCAUUUGCACAACAGCCUGGGAAACACAUUCACAAUCGUCAUUGGUCGCAGGUUGAUAUCCCUUACAAGUGACUUAAAGGUCAAGUGUCAUCCCUAUUAACAUUCUAAAAUAGAUAUUGAAAUUAAAACUACAUAUAACAUUAUUCACUUCAAUGUCCAUACGAAAAAAAUAAAUAUAAACGGACAGUGCGUCAUCCAUGCGCAAAGUCGCGGAAGUGUCAUUCGACCUCAAAGUGGUCGCCAUAUUGGCUGUAUCUCCUGUCCAUGACGUCACCCCGGACAUUCCCAUUGAAAACACGCUGUGGCCCCUAUUAUGGGACACACCCUUUCAGACACGGAAGCUCUUUUCAAAGAAGAGAACAUCUCACAGUCAAAUGAAGUGUCCGGGGCAUUAUUACCCUAUUGUUUCAAGCCAUAUUUAGAUGAUAUGCGGCUCACUUCUAACUAGCAACAGAUUCCCAGACAGUAUGUAAGCCGUGCUCGUCCAUGAGGCACGACGCGGAAGCCUUCGCCGGCGAGCCCGACGCGGCAGCCUUUGUUGGCAAGCCCGACGCGUAAGCCAUCCAACGUGCACAUCGACACAUUUAGCACCCCUGUCAUACGUACAUGGAUCUUUUGUUACGUUAUGAGAGAUGGAUUACGUUGUCGCCCCCCCCCCAAACUAUUUUUUUUUCUUUUAGUAGCUGUAUACACACUUAACUGUCAUUUGGAACCCACAAAGCUCUCGUCCUUUGCACCCGUGCAAUCAAUUUUUCACGAUGAACCGGGUAUCUUGGAAACUUAUGAAGGGUAAAUCCAUCCUCCCGAGUGUUCGUACAAUAUCCAGCAAGACAACGAGCCGGGAUUUUGGCUAACAUGAAGGAACAACGAGCUAUCUUCCUGUAGGUAAAACUAAUAGAAACAAACGAGUCCGGUUGAGCGUGCUACCGCCUUUAACGUCACUUCCUGCUUCUUGUCGAAAACAAAUCCCUCGAAAGGAUUUUCAUGGAAGGAGUUACAAAAAGCCAUGUACGUCAAAAUCAUGUUUUGUGGUGAAAAAACUGAUGGCUCCAUUCCGGCUUUUUUCAUUAAUAACAUACUAAGAAUCAUCCAUUUCAUGACACUUGACCUUUAAAGUCACAUUGGGAUAAGAAUGUGUACCCUUUAUAACUUUUUUAACAGUAUAGUUCAAGUUCAGGGCAAGUGUUGAUGUGAUACCAGCACACAUGGGAAGCCACAACCAUUAAAUCAUAAGAUUAACACUGUUUGCUUUUAUUUCAUUUUAUUUUAUUUUUAUAAGUAGUAUGUAGGCAUCCCCACAGUAACUGUACUGGUCACCUUGUUUCAAAGAUACUUCUUUGUCAUGUAGACUGUGGACAGAGUUAGCAAUGCUGUCAGAACCGCACACAGACACACAGAAUCACAGAAUCACGCUGCUUUAAGAAACUGCGCCUCAGAGCAGUGAAAAAGCAGGAGUUUAAAUGAAAGAGGCAGCCGAAGGAACUCUAAUAUCAUGAGACUAUACUGCAAAUCUUAUUGUAAACAGUACAGUCACUUAUCAUAGAGGGCAGUUUUAAAUAAUUGUUUACGGAAUAAUUCAGUGGGUGUUGAUGUAUGAAAUGUAUCUAAACUUGAAUUCACUGGCAGGGCCCAAAGAUGACAAACAUUUAGCAUGAAAUCCAAUAUCACACCAAUGUUUGUUUUGUUGACCAAACGUACUUGUGUACGCGCUUGUUUGCUUUCGCCGCCCGGGAGAGUGCACGCCCCCCCUGUUGUAUCUCAAUGCAAGCCCUGCCAUUGGUUUAUCUAACCGGAGAUCAAGGUGACUUUGAUGUCUUUUUAAUCCAAUCACAUUCCACUCUAGCGCCCACUUUGCUCUAUUGUUGUACGGUAGAUAUCAGAUGCAACGUUUUAACAUUGCUCAUCUGUGGGCGUCAGAACUAUAUAUCAAUGUUCCUUUUGAUGGGUGGUAUGGCACUGUAUGUUUUUGUGUUGUUGAUGUGUCCACCUUGACUGUGUUGUGUAUAUGCAGAUGGUAUUAAGUCUAUGCUUUAAGAUAUAUUGUUUGUUUUGUACUUCAUGGCUUAUUUGCACACCUACCUCCCCCCCACCCCUCCCUCUUAUCCAUAGCGUGGUAAUGUUGUCUUAUGAUGACGGAAUGCAGCAAGUAUCAUUUGGGCUUGCAUGCAGCAUGCCAAUAUAUGCAAUCAGGAACACAUGCUUGGAGGUGCCAGUACGACUUACAUCUGCAGGUAUCAAUGGAAAUUAUUUUUAUUAUUUAUCCAAUAACCUUGAUAUUCAUGUAAAAGUCCAUAUUCUAGUACUCUCUUUGUCCUCACUAGUAAGACAAUUUACAGCCCUAGUAGACAUCCAGGCUAGUCAUGUUUUUCCACUACUAGCGGUACAUUUGGCAUACUUCUACACAUUUAAACCGGACUUGUAAACUAUGGAAAGCUGUUUUGAGUAUUUCUUUGAUAACUUGGGAAAAAAUUCCAUAAAGAGGCCCGUAUUCAAUCCUUUUAAAAUUGAUCUGCUAUCCUUCUACAAAUACAAGUAGUUGUGUGGUCCUCAAUGGUAGGACAAAUUGGGCAUACUAGAAUGCCAAAUGCAUUUUUAUUACAUAAGCAACCGCAAGCUAUUUGAUCAUUUAUGUAAUAUCCUACUAGUACACAUGUACUACUAGUACACUCUUUAUCCGUGCUACAAAUAACAUUCUACUUGUCAACAUCUUGCACAUCAUGCUAGCGCACAAUUUUGCUUCACUAAUAUGUAUUUGUCGUUCUGGUAAUUUAAAGUUGUCCUACUACUGUGGAGAAAUGUCAAACAUAUAGCAAGCCAUUCAAGCAUUUAUUCAAUAUCCUACAAGUGCACUGAAAUGUCCGUGUACUACUACACUCUUUGUCCUCACUAUUAAGACUAGGUAGUGAUGUUUCCAUGGCUCUGACAUUUCUGCACACCAGUAGAACAACUACGACAACUACGUUACUAGUAUGGCAAAAAUGUGCAUGGAAAAGAACAAUUAGUAUAGGGGUUUAGUAUAGGCACUUUGAAUGGUGGACGGUGGGUGUUGACUGCCAUUUAACGUGAUCUUGACUGCAAUUGGUUAAUUCUGAAUACAGCCACAUCCCCAGGUUAAGAAGGUGUGCACAAUUUCGCAAACAAAUUUUUUCAGUUGUUUAUUUUUACUUCCCCUCUCAAAAAGAUUUUUCUCAUUUCUCAUCUUUUUAAAUCGAAAAACCUGGCAUUUGAACAGGGGUGUGGAAACUUUUUAUAUUUACUACAGUUGCCUCACUAGUAUACCAAAGUUUUCCUACUAAUGUUCAGAAAUUUAAUAGGGUCGUAGAAGCCAGUAGUGGGGGGGGGGGGACUACUAGAAUUAUUACUGUGCUGAAUUGUCUUAAUAGCGAGGACAAAGUGCAUAUUUAAGUACAUGGACCUUAUGCAGGAUAUCAAGGAUACUGAAUAAACGCUUAGGGGUUUCCAUAGCUCUCACGAGUCUCACUGAUGUCUAUUCAGACCAAAUGAAAAAUCAUAUAAUGACCAUAGUCCUCUAAUAAUCUCCAAGACAAUAGCCUUUACCCCGACAGAAAUGAAGUGUUCCCUUGAUGAGGUCACUGAAGACCUGCUGACUUGAGACUGUAAAUGUAACGUCAGUCUUUUAGACUAGACUUAGACCAGAUUGAAUACUGACUUAGCAAAGGUGUCAAUUUUAAUCUUGUUGGAUUUUAGUGCGGCUUUUGAUACCGUAGAUCACAAUACAUUGCUAAACAGGUUGGAAACGUGGGUAGGACGAAAUGGAACGGUCCUUCAAUGGUUCAGGUCCUAUCUGGAGGAAAGGAGCUACUUUGUAAUCACUGGAGGUGCUCAACCUCAACAAAUGGCAAUGACAUUUGGGGUCCCUCAAGGGUCAUUUCUUGGAUCCCUCCUGUUUAGCCAGUAAGGAGAAAAGGAUUGCUGUUUGUAAAUACCUGGACUCACUAGCUUUAAAAAGCAAAAACCAAGUCCCAACAUUUGGUGUUCUGAUAGAUUCUGAGCUGACUUUGAACAGGCUUAUCAAAUCAAUUACUAAAAUUCCCUUUCACCAUCUGAAGAACAUAUCUACAGAGAAGGUUUACAUAUUUCAAACAUACCAGGAAAAGCUCAUCCAUGCUUUUACCUAAAGUAGACUUGACUACUGUAAUAGUCUUCUGACUGGACUCCUCCAAAAAAGCAUUUAAACAGGUGCAGCUCAUUCAGAAUGCUGCAGAUUUUAAAGUUCUGCUACUGGUCUAUAAAUGGUUUAGAUCCUGAAUACAUGAAAGAAAUGCUAAUGGGAUACAAACCCAGUCUGGCUCUGAGAUCGACUGAUUUAAGUCUAAUAAUGGAGUGCAGAGUCCCAAGCAAACAUAGUGAAGCAGCAUUUAACUAUAAUGCUGCUUCUGCUGCUGCUGCAAAAAAAAGGAAUAAAUUGCCAACAGAAGUGACGUCAACCCUAAAUUUGAGUGUUUUCAAAUCCAGAUUAAAAACGCUUCUUUUUUCUCAUAUGUUUUAGAGUACUUCCACUUUUCAGUAAUAUUUCUUCCACUUAAAGCUGCUUCAAUUGUACUUUUUCAAAUAUUUUAUUAAUGUAUUUGAAUGCUUUUAAUCAUGUGAAGCGCAUUGUAUGUACUUUGUGUAUGGAAUGCGCUAUCGAAAUAUAUUUGCGUUGCUCUACUUUGCUUUUCCUUGCUUUGGCGCUCCAUCCAUUGGGUGCCCGUGCUAUGAUACGAUACCGCUAACGAUAGCAAACGAAUCGCACGCGAGGCAGUUGUGGCCAGUCUUAAAGCAAAAGCCAUAAGGUCGCCUGGCACCUCCGGCCCUAAUGAGUGUAACAGCUGAGCCACGAGGAAAAAUAGCUCGCGUAGGCUCAUUUCCAUAAACGACUUUUACGCUGCUCUCAACAUUCCAAAUACCGUUUUCAUCUCAUAUUUGCAGUUCUUGUGAUUAUGCCUAUUUUGCUUUGAGUGUCUCAAUAUUUGUAUUUUUUUUGCCCAAUUUGAUAUUAUUUUAGCUUUGACAAUGUUGUGUAAUUCAUGGAGCUUUACUUCCGGCAUAAAUUAUUGCUGACCUUGUGAAUUUGGUUACGUGAGUGUGUGCGUGUGUCCAGACCGUGUACUGUAUGCAGUGUUGUAGCCGAUGUGUAGUGGUUCUCGUCUGCUUCUGUCUGUUUGCUGCACUUUGGUGACAUCUCUCUCCCCCCAUGCAGAGGAUUUGUACCACACCAAAUGUACGAUGAAUUUUAGUGUUUCGAAAGAAAGCACAAUGGAUGAUUAAGGCACAAAAAAUUGCUAAUUGACAAUUACAAAGGGUGUGCAGACACUUCGAUUCCAAUGUUAACUGGAUUUAAAUUCAUUUUAAGUGAUUUUUUUGUUUUUAAUUUUGGGAUUGAGUCAGCAUAAAGAGACUCGUGUUGGUGUGCACUUACAGCAGUUAUCCACAAAAUAUAUUGCCUACAUAUUCUAUAUGAGUCAGAUAUAAGAAUGUAACAUAGAUAUUAUAAGAAACAUUAUUUAGAAAGAUUUAUUGCUUUACACUUUCACCUAAAAUGAACAUGUACACGAAACAAAACCAGCUUACUGAUAUGCAAUAAGAAGAAGCGGCACACACUAGUAACAGAAAAAUAAACUCGUCAGCAUCACCAUAACGUAUAAACAAUGUGACCAGGGAUCUUCGGGACUUUUUUUUGCGGUCUGAGCCCUUCUCACGACCUCUGUUCACUUCCUCCAAGAGGAACUGUGAAAUACAGAACUCAGCACUUUAAAACAAUGACAGUCCCCAACCCUCCCACCAACCUCAUCCACACAAUACCUCCACAACAUAGUUUCUUUGUGUGCAGUAAUUGAUUGUCACAUGUCCUAUGCAUUGUUUCCGAUGCCAUGUUUAAAACAAACAAAAAAAGAUGUAGUGUUUCCUGUUUCGAUUUGCUGUUCAAUAAACUGACUG
This is a messenger RNA of Syngnathoides biaculeatus (alligator pipefish), 8144 nucleotides long. It is a transcript of the gene slc25a22a, whose product is annotated as solute carrier family 25 member 22a. Gene Ontology annotation, biological process: malate-aspartate shuttle; aspartate transmembrane transport; L-glutamate transmembrane transport. Bases 325 to 1263 code for a protein of 312 amino acids. Gene Ontology annotation, molecular function: L-glutamate transmembrane transporter activity; L-aspartate transmembrane transporter activity. The transcript is spliced from 11 exons. NCBI's taxonomy places the organism in Eukaryota, Metazoa, Chordata, Actinopteri, Syngnathiformes, Syngnathidae. The record is from RefSeq and is a predicted model, not a curated record.